UUGUUACGAAGUCUGCAUUUGAGGGCUGGGGCAAACUACUAUAUAUAAUCCCCAACGGAAACAUGAAAUAAUUCACCUUCUUUUUUUUUCUUCUUCUUCUUCUCCUCGAAUCACUCACGCAUUUCCCAUCUCUCUUUUUCUUCUGUUAAACAAAACAUUCUCUCCUAUUUUUGAGGGAGAAAUUGUUUGGAUCUGUUCCGUUUACUCAAAGAAGAAUCAAUGGCACCUCCUCAACAGAAGAAUGUCGGAAUCCUCGCCAUGGAAAUUUACUUCCCUCCUACUUGCAUUCAGCAGGAAGUAUUGGAAGCUCAUGAUGGAGCAAGCAAAGGGAAAUACACAAUUGGUCUUGGACAAGAUUGUAUGGGCUUUUGCACUGAGGUUGAAGAUGUUAUAUCAAUGAGUUUGACAGCUGUUACUUCCCUUCUGGAGAAGUAUGCUGUUGAUCCAAAGCAAGUUGGUAGACUGGAAGUUGGAAGUGAGACUGUUAUCGAUAAAAGCAAAUCCAUCAAGACGUUCCUGAUGCAAAUAUUUGAGAAAUGUGGGAAUAGUGACAUUGAAGGAGUUGACUCAACUAAUGCAUGCUACGGUGGAACUGCUGCAUUGUUCAACUGUGUGAAUUGGGUGGAGAGCUCUUCAUGGGAUGGACGUUAUGGACUUGUUGUAUGCACAGAUAGUGCGGUCUAUGCUGAAGGACCUGCUAGGCCAACUGGAGGAGCUGCUGCCGUUGCUAUGCUAAUUGGGCCUGAUGCCCCUAUUGUUUUUGAAAGCAAGAUCAGGGCUAGCCAUAUGGCUCAUGUCUAUGAUUUUUACAAACCUAUCCUAGACAGUGAAUAUCCAGUGGUUGAUGGCAAGCUUUCACAAACUUGUUAUCUCAUGGCACUUGAUGCUUGCUACAAGAGCGUAUGCAACAAAUAUGAGAAAUUGGAAAGCAAGCAGUUUUCGAUUGCUGAUGCAGCCUACUUUGUGUUCCAUUCACCGUACAACAAGCUUGUACAAAAGAGCUUUGCUCGGCUGUUGUUCAAUGAUUUUUUGAGGAAUGCUUGCUCUAUCGAUGAAUCUGCCAAAGAAAAGCUUGCACCAUUUUUGUCCCUAAGCGGUGAUGAAAGCUACCAAAGCCGUGAUCUUGAGAAGACAUCCCAGCAAGUUGCAAAACCAUUUUACGAUGAGAAGGUGCAGCCUACCACAUUAAUACCAAAACAAGUUGGCAACAUGUACACUGCUUCUCUGUAUGCUGCUUUUGCAUCACUCCUUCACAAUAAGCACAACACAUUGGCUGGACAGCGGGUAAUGUUGUUCUCCUAUGGUAGUGGAUCAACUGCAACAAUGUUCUCACUCAAGCUUAAUGAAGGUCAACAUCCUUUUAGCUUGUCAAACAUUGCAAGCGCGAUGAAUGUUGCAGAGAAGUUGAAAUCAAGACACGAGUUGGCUCCUGAAAAAUUCGUCGAAAUAAUGCAACUAAUGGAGCAUAGAUAUGGGGCCAAGGACUUUGUCACAAGCAAAGAUUGUAGCCUUCUAGCUCCAGGAACUUACUACCUCACAGAGGUUGAUUCCAAGUACAGAAGAUUCUAUGCCAAGAAAGCUACUGAGAAUGGACUGGCAAAUGGUCACUGAAGAUAGUCCCAGCACCUAAGGGUAACGCCACAAAUUUGCUUGUGCUCUUUUAGUUGUCAGAGCAUAGGGAAUAAUGUCCUAGUAAAGUUGUUUCUAUUUAUAUAGUGUCUUUUGUUGAUUAGCUUCAAUGCUUUUCUUUUUUGUAUUUCAUUUUUUUUCCAAUUAAAGUUUACUAAUUCGAUGUUUAUUGUGUUUGUCUUAGAGAUUGUAGAUGAUUGACAAAUCAUCAAUGUAAUCUUGAUUGAAAUUCAAUGAGUAGAUUUUCUGACCUCUGCA
Nicotiana tabacum (common tobacco) is the source of this 1887-nucleotide messenger RNA. RefSeq names its product hydroxymethylglutaryl-CoA synthase. Gene Ontology annotation, molecular function: hydroxymethylglutaryl-CoA synthase activity. The record is from RefSeq and is a predicted model, not a curated record. Lineage: Eukaryota; Viridiplantae; Streptophyta; Magnoliopsida; Solanales; Solanaceae. Gene Ontology annotation, biological process: acetyl-CoA metabolic process.